Aspergillus vadensis CBS 113365 is the source of this 652-nucleotide messenger RNA. RefSeq lists its product as uncharacterized. The record is from RefSeq and is a predicted model, not a curated record. The transcript is spliced from 5 exons. Bases 215 to 562 code for a protein of 115 amino acids. NCBI's taxonomy places the organism in Eukaryota, Fungi, Ascomycota, Eurotiomycetes, Eurotiales, Aspergillaceae.
CGCCCAGCCACCAAUAGUACUUGUGAUCAAUCGUAGGCGGCAAAUACAAUAACCAGCAGCACAGUUGGGGUGAAGGAGAUCGGAAAAUGCGCCGUGGAUAAUUGGGCCGGCAGCAGCCGCAAUCUCCGCCCAAAACAGCACCGCCAACGUCACUCAUCCCAAGCUCUCCCCGGCGCCCCCAACUUCAACUCCUUCCAACAUCGUCAAACAAUUUAUGACCAUGAACGUGUGCAAGAGAAUGUUGCCCGGCCUGCGCUCCGUCGCAACCAAGUCGGCAUUUGUCCCGGCGCGGAGCUUUUCGGUCUCUCCCUUCAUGAAGGAAGCGGCGCACACUCUGCCUACGAAGAAGCCCGUGGGCGCGUUUCGCGGAGGCCUGUUCGGAUUCCUUACUGGCGCGAUUGCUGCCAGUGCCGGAGUCUACUUCUAUGUCCUGGGCGAGUACAGGAUCGCGAACGAGAUGCUGACAGAAGAUAUCAUUGCUCUUCAAGGAGCUACACAAAAGCUGCAGACGUACAUUGGGGAGCUAGAAAGGAAGGUGGACCAGCUGCAGAAGAAGAAAUAGGCUUGAACAUUCUCAUUAAUGCUGAAUCUACUGCGCAAUUUCAUCUUCGGGUCUUAGCAUCAAUCAUGUUGUUUAGUUGCAACUGCAGGG